UGGAUCUUCAAUGUCUUCUGUUAAUAAGGAAUCAGAAGCUGUUAUGGUGCUCAAUGACUCUUUGCUCUUGGAUGUGGCUCAAACAAGUUUGGAAGCGGAAUCAGGACUUCUGUUUUUGGAGGAUGUUGAACAAAGGAAUGUUUGGGUAAAGCAAUACAAUGAAUGGUGUAAGGUGAUGUCAUUAAUGAAUAAGGCUUUGGCUUUUUGUGAUAUAAACUAUGUGUAUUUAGCAAAGCAGGUUAUUUUGAAAAGAGCUUAUGUUAUUAGAGUUGCUGAUGAAGAUAGUUGGGAGGUUGUUUCAAAAAUAGCAAUCAUGGAUGGGUCUGAUCUAAUGACUAAGUUGUUAGAGAGCUUCAAGAGUAGUGAGGUAAUUUGUUUUGUUUGUGAAGAAAAGAGGCACUAUGCGAAUGAGUAUAGUUCUAAAAGACAUAUUGGCCUGCUCUUUCAAGGAGGAAACACUCAACCCAAAAUGAGAGAUGGUGGAAUAUUAGAAAAGGGUAAUAUAGCCAUCUUGUCUAGUAGUGAAAUGGUUAGAAAAAAAGAUUCUUUUGUUUUUGAGAAAUCUUAUAUAGCUGGUAAAUCAACUGGCUCCAAAGCCUUAUCAUUUUACAAAAAAAGAAGAACUAUAGCCUUUGUCCCUGGGCAAAA
Messenger RNA from Racocetra fulgida, 648 nucleotides. NCBI's taxonomy places the organism in Eukaryota, Fungi, Glomeromycota, Glomeromycetes, Diversisporales, Gigasporaceae. The record is from the annotation of a GenBank genome assembly.